Onychomys torridus (southern grasshopper mouse) is the source of this 5741-nucleotide messenger RNA. It is a transcript of the gene Hmbox1, whose product is annotated as homeobox containing 1. Gene Ontology annotation, cellular component: nucleus. NCBI's taxonomy places the organism in Eukaryota, Metazoa, Chordata, Mammalia, Rodentia, Cricetidae. Gene Ontology annotation, molecular function: double-stranded telomeric DNA binding. The coding region runs from base 365 to 1699 and encodes 444 amino acids. The transcript is spliced from 11 exons. Gene Ontology annotation, biological process: positive regulation of DNA-templated transcription. The record is from RefSeq and is a predicted model, not a curated record.
GUGGGAGCGGGGCUGUUGCUAUCAAUAUGGCGGUUGUCAGCCAGACAAAGACAGUCAGUCUGAUGUGAUUGAGACAAGGGAGGUUUUCAGGGGGAGACUGGGAGAUAGGGGGCUCCCCUCCCCCCUCUGCUCUUCCUGCGCGGGCCUGGAGCCCUCCUCAGCCCCUCCCGCCGGGCGCCCCGCGGUGAAGAUCCCCUCCCCCUCCCGUCUUCCUCCUCCUCCUCCUCCUCCUCCCUCCCUCAGCCUUGCUCUGGGACGCUGGGGAGGGGGCUGAGCCGGGUGCAGAGAACUCAGCCGGGUUUCCGAGAAUGGUAAAUAAGGCUGGCCGUCUCUGGAAAGGCCAUUGAUCCGCCUCAUGUAAAGUAUGCUCAGUUCCUUUCCAGUGGUUUUGCUGGAAACCAUGUCUCACUAUACAGAUGAACCCAGAUUUACCAUAGAACAGAUAGAUCUGCUCCAACGUCUUCGGCGUACUGGGAUGACCAAACAUGAAAUUCUCCAUGCAUUAGAAACUUUGGACCGUCUUGAUCAAGAGCAUAGUGAUAAGUUUGGAAGGAGGUCCAGCUACGGGGGAAGCUCAUAUGGAAACAGUACCAACAAUGUUCCAGCAUCUUCCUCUACAGCCACAGCUUCCACGCAGACCCAGCACUCUGGAAUGUCCCCUUCACCCAGCAACAGUUAUGAUACCUCCCCACAGCCUUGCACUACCAAUCAAAAUGGGAGAGAGAACAACGAUCGAUUGUCCACAUCCAAUGGGAAGAUGUCGCCAUCUCGAUACCAUGCAAACAGCAUGGGUCAGAGGUCAUAUAGCUUUGAAGCCUCAGAAGAGGACCUUGAUGUAGAUGAUAAAGUGGAGGAAUUAAUGAGGAGGGACAGCAGUGUGAUAAAAGAGGAAAUCAAAGCCUUUCUUGCCAAUCGGAGGAUUUCCCAAGCAGUUGUUGCACAGGUAACAGGUAUCAGCCAGAGCCGGAUCUCUCAUUGGCUGUUGCAGCAGGGAUCAGACCUGAGUGAGCAGAAAAAAAGAGCAUUUUACCGAUGGUAUCAACUUGAGAAGACAAACCCUGGGGCUACGUUAAGUAUGAGACCUGCCCCCAUUCCAAUAGAGGACCCUGAAUGGAGACAAACACCUCCCCCAGUCUCUGCCACACCUGGAACCUUCCGACUCCGACGAGGGAGCAGAUUUACCUGGAGGAAGGAGUGCCUAGCUGUCAUGGAAAGUUACUUCAAUGAGAAUCAAUACCCAGAUGAAGCAAAGAGAGAAGAGAUUGCCAACGCUUGCAAUGCAGUCAUACAGAAGCCAGGCAAAAAGCUGUCUGACCUGGAACGAGUUACCUCUCUGAAAGUGUAUAAUUGGUUCGCUAAUAGACGGAAGGAGAUCAAGAGGAGAGCAAAUAUCGAAGCAGCAAUCCUGGAGAGUCAUGGGAUAGAUGUACAGAGUCCAGGAGGCCAUUCCAACAGUGAUGACGUGGACGGGAAUGACUACUCCGAGCAGGACACUUGGCAAGCACGCAAUGGGGAGGAGGAGGAGGGAAGAAGUUCAGAGGGAGGCAGAGAAGCAGAGAAGGAUGACAGCACGAGCCAUAGUGACCACCAAGACCCCAUCUCACUAGCUGUGGAGAUGGCAGCCGUCAACCACACUAUCUUGGCACUGGCCCGGCAGGGGGCCAGUGAGAUCAAGACCGAGGCCCUGGACGAUGACUGAUAAGGAGGGUCGCAGUUCACUUAGUUUAGACGUAGCACCUUAGCAGACUUUCCUCGGUCCUUAACAUGUGUUCUUACAGUAUAACUUACAGUUUCUUGUAUGUCAGGUAGCCGUUAGGGUCUUGUUCUGUGAAGAUGGCAUGGUGCCCUCAGCCUUUGCAUAUACUCUCUCAGUAUUAAAAUCCCAGUAAGUAAUAACCAACCAAACAAACGUUCCUCUCCCAGCCCCUGAGGCUAAACAAUCUCGCUGCUCCGUCUUAGCAUUCCAAGAAAGUGCUUCCAGGUAUUUAGAUAACCCUCAGUUCUCAAAUACUAGGCUCUGUGUAAAAUCUUGGGUACCUUUAGAUUCAUGUAACACUAGGCUGUACCCCGUUCCUGCCCCAAGACUGACAGGAUGCAAGCUGAGGUAGUGGCACAGGACCGACAGACACCAUCCGGGAAGUAUCCACGGAGCGCAAGGAACACUAGAGCCCCGCCUCAGCCGGAGAUUCGUUGAUUCAGCUGCAAUAAGCCGUGCCUCCUAGUCACAGCGUGGCUAGACUCUACUUCUUUGGGUGCUGUGCUAAGAAUGUCAUUGGAAUCCCGAGCUCAGAUCCUGGUUAAUGUUAACAUGCCCAACACAGACAUCCUUUCCUCUUACAAGCUGUGUGACUUAGUAGAUAACAUACUGCCUUCUGCCUUUGGGACCACGAUCCUAAAACUAAAACGACAAAAAAAACCCCAAGUUCUGAAAAGCAAAACUCCAGCUUGAGAGCAGUGGUGGGAGGGGGGGGGUAUGAUCUGAAUGUCGGAUGGAUGCUAAGCCCAGUUCUCAGAGCCACUAUACAUUCCACACACGGUACCAGCACCUGCCUGGGAAAGUGCUGGAGAUACCAUGGAAGUUGCUUUGCCUCCUAUUGGUGCCCCCUCCUUGCUGCCAAAAGAGUCUCUAAGGAUAGAGCUGAGAUCAAAAGUGAGUGAAAGAGCAGGCUUUGUACCCAUCACCUGAAGCCUGCCCAGAGUUGCUAGGACUCUGUCGGGGACUGUCACGGAUGCAGACCCUUGCCUAGCUAGGGGCAGAAAAAGCAGGGGACAUUCACUUGUAUUGUGGGUGUGUGGGACACAGCAGGACAUGUCUGCUUUUGUUCCCUCUACUCUGUCCUUGUGGAGAUGUGAAAGCUAUAUUGCUAUAGGCAAUUUAUUUAAUAAUUGGAAGCCAUAUUGAUAAUGGAUGUGGUAAUAUUUGUAGUUUAAUCUACUUUAAGCGGCAGUAACUAAUGGAAUUUUUUUCCUUGAUCACAUAUGUAGCACUUUUGUUACUUUUUAAAGAUAUUUAUAUUUGAUAAAUCUUUUUUUCAUUUUGAGAACUCAAAAUACCAAACAGUGAACUUGCGUUAUAAAGUCACCCUGUGAUCACCUUGUCAUCUAGUAGCAAAAUGAUGAACUAUUCAUGCAUCAAAGAAAAUUACAUCUGCUGGCCUUGUAUGAAAAUGAUCCUGGCAACCUGAUUAAAUGACACACUGUCACUGUGGGUAAGAAGAAGCGGCCGUCAGUGUGUUGGCACGGUGUGUGUCUGAGAGAGGCUAAGUGUUUUCUGCCUCAUCCCAUCUCUCCUUUGUGUGUCUGAUGAAGCCUUGUUAGGAGGGCGUUGUGGAGUGGGCCAUUAAGCAGGGCUUCCAUCUUUUUGUCCAUUACCUGAACCAAUUUCUAAGAUAGAAAGUAGGUACCAUCUCCUUACCUCCUCCUUCCUCAGCAGAUGUGUUGGACUUCAAAGCUGUUGAGAGGAGAGCACCCCACCCUUGUUCUCCCCUUCUGGCUGGCCGGAUACUCGGUAUCCACAGCAUGUAGCUGGUCUUACUGGGGCACACUCUGACUGCAUUAUCCCUUUAGGUGUAAGUCUUGGUCACUCGAAUGUGAGGAGUCGACUGUCUUUGAGGGCCCUGAGGAUGCUACCCCACCUACGUCUGUGACUUUGAAGAGCUCUAGGUAGGGUCUGGUCCUGCUCCUGUUCAUGGAUUUCAGGGGGAAAUAUACGUUCUUCCCAGCUCCAAAAACUGAAGUAAAAUGGAGCCAUCUUCUCUUACUGUAGUACUUGAACCCACAAAUUUAAGAGUAGCAUUUCUUAUUCUCAGGAACCCCCACACCUACUUAGAAUCUUCCAUCAUUUAUUUGAUUUUUUUUUUUUUCAUUUCACUUAGGAGAUUGCAUUGUCUUUCUUUCCUUUUGUUUACUAAGAAGAAAUAUACCUAUUGUGUCUUUCCUCCUUGGUCGAGUUUUGUCUGCUUAUUCUCAGUUGGAUCAGAAAGAACGAGGGGGGACCAUAUUUUUCUGACAAGCCACAUCCAUGAUUGACCAUGAGGUGAUUAUGAUUGACGGCUUCUUUCUUGUUAUUUGUUCUUGCUUGCCUUUUUAAAGGAACAGACUCAGGCUGCUUAUACAGCUCCAGUUUCUGAGAGAACUCUGACUGCAUCAGAAAAGCAAAAUGUUCUGUUGUCCUAAGACCUUUGAGAGGGAGAAAUGCAGCGGAGGCUACCAAGCCCCGGCUGCUGCAGGCAGUGCCAGCUCUGUGUGGUAGUAUGGUGGCACCAGAAGAGCGUACUGGCCACAGAGGCCGCCUCUGCUGAGCUAGCUCGAGGGCUCACUAGUCCUUCUGCUGGAGGAGCUGCCGCAUGCCCACGGACACAGAGCCUUACAGGAAGCUGUGCUAUCUGACCCACAGUAUGAAUUUGCUUCUUUGGGAUCGAGGUUCAAAUGUACCAUCAGGUAGUUUUCUAGGGAGUCACCAGGUCAGAGUCUCCCUUUGUGUCCAGGUCCCCAAGCUCUUGGGAUAGCUGCACACUCGUUCUCCUUCCUGUGGACGGUAAAUCUUUCCUUGAGUUUUUCCAGCUUUUAGGUGUGGUAUGAAAUCCGAAACUUCAACUCCCCAUGCUGAAAGGAAAUGAACUGGGCCUCUAGACUCCUAGUCCUGUGUGCUCCUUGCAUGCCUGUCUCUGCUCCCACCACCAGUACCUCUGGUGGCCCUGGAGAUCUCUUUAGGAGUUGUGCCUUCCUGACCAGGGAAGAUGCCGAAAGGGCCGCGGGAGGGCACAGCCGUAGUAGUGUGUGCUGUGAUUGUUGAGUUUUCAAGUCCUCAGAGUUACUGUUGCCGGGUAGGACGGUAGCUUCCCACCUUCUAAUACCUUACAUGGCGACUGUUAACAAAGGCCCAUCUUAAGAUAUCCCUGCCUAGCUGAAGACAACCGCAGCAGCAGCAGAGGAUGGCCAGGAAGGGCAAUACCGUGCUUUCCUGUGUGUGACUCCACAGUGCCCUCAGAACCCAGGAGACACUUGAGUUCACAGCAGCCAAGUUUGUAUCGAAUACCACAUGAGGCAGGCUGCAGGAGGGGACCUGGGAUGGGGUGGCAGACAGCCCUCGGUUCCUUUCACUCUAGCCCGGUAGGUGAUCUUACAAAGACUUGAGGGAGUUAGAAGCCUGUUUGGACUACUGUACUGCACUCCAGAGCUCUGGUUCCUGGGAGGUUUAUCAUUCAGCUACACCUAUUUUUUCAGGAGCAGAUAUCUGGAUUUCUUUUUACCUCAUAGGGACAGCACACGGAGGGUUCUGAUACAGUCAUCUCAGCUCUCUCCCUUUAGGAACUCUUCUUGGCUACCAGUCGUCAGGCACUAGCGAUAGCAGACCCUAGUCCAUCAGGAUGCCCCCAUCUCUCUUUCCAUCUCGGAAUGGCUCCCCUUCCAUUUUGUAUUUCAGCACUGCAUCUCUGUCUUGAGCUGACUUCACGGGACGUUUUUCUCUCUUCUGACCACAGGCUUAAUGGGUAGCAUUUAGUCUGCCUUGGAAUUUGGACCUUCCUUCCUGUUUUGGGGAGCCAGAACUCCAUCUGCCAAGCCUGUAACCUUUUUCUGUAUACUCAGAUAAUCCCCUUUCCACAGUGACUUCUCUAGCCUGUUCUAAAAGUGUUCCCUUCAAGUCCUUACUCUCCCUGGCCCCAAAAAGGAUUUGGUGAGAAGCAGCUUCAACCCCACCCCCACCCUCUGGUUUUUUUGUAAUUUUUCAAGACAAGGUU